This is a messenger RNA of Microthlaspi erraticum, 264 nucleotides long. The record is from the annotation of a GenBank genome assembly. Lineage: Eukaryota; Viridiplantae; Streptophyta; Magnoliopsida; Brassicales; Brassicaceae.
AUGGUGGAAGAACGUUUCGCCGUAAGGAAGAAAGGCGGAUUGAGGAAGAUGAUUGCCGUCGAGAUACGGAGAAAAUUUCCGGUGUCAGCGUUGGAAUCACCGAAGCUGAUGAUAGAUUUAUAUUGCCGACACCGAGAUUCAUAUGAGGCAACAACGACAGUAGAAAAGGAAAAGAUUAGUAGAAAGCUUGAGAUGAGCUUCUUCAAUGGAGAAGCCAUGGAAAGAGGAGGAGUUCUCGGCGUCUCUGUUACUCAAUUUUUAUAA